This is a messenger RNA of Chrysoperla carnea, 3322 nucleotides long. It is a transcript of the gene mib1, whose product is annotated as E3 ubiquitin-protein ligase MIB1. Gene Ontology annotation, molecular function: ubiquitin-protein transferase activity; zinc ion binding; protein binding. Gene Ontology annotation, cellular component: cytoplasm. Lineage: Eukaryota; Metazoa; Arthropoda; Insecta; Neuroptera; Chrysopidae. The transcript has 7 exons. The coding region runs from base 88 to 3240 and encodes 1050 amino acids. The record is from RefSeq and is a predicted model, not a curated record. Gene Ontology annotation, biological process: protein ubiquitination.
UGUACAUGUUCAACAUACAAGCAUUUUCAUAACUUUGAUUUGUUUACAUAAUUUAUAAAAGAGUUGUUUUAUUAUUUGAUUUACCUUAUGGAGACGGUAACAACACCUGGAGCAACAACAGGAUUAAGAAAUUCAAGGUUUAUUGGUGCGAGAGUGAUUCGAGGACCGGAUUGGAAAUGGGGAAAACAGGAUGGAGGUGAAGGGCAUGUAGGCACUGUGCGUAAUUUUGAAUCACCCGAAGAAGUCGUUGUGGUUUGGGAUAAUGGCACAGCCGCUAAUUAUCGAUGUUGUGGAGCUUUUGAUUUACGGAUAUUAGACAGUGCCCCAACUGGUAUGAAACAUGAAGGCACUAUGUGUGAUACAUGCCGUCAACAACCAAUAUUUGGUUUGCGAUGGAAAUGUGCCGAAUGCGGAAAUUAUGAUCUGUGUUCUAUUUGUUAUCAUAGUGAUAAACAUCAUUUAAGACACCGUUUUUAUCGGAUCUCUACAGCUGGAAGUGAACGUAUGAUCUUAGAACCUCGUCGAAAAAGCAAAAAGAUUGCUAUACGUGGAAUAUUCGCUGGCGCGCGUGUUGUUCGCGGUGUCGAUUGGCAAUGGGAGGAUCAAGACGGUGGUAAUGGUCGUCGGGGUAAAGUCAAUGAAAUUCAAGAUUGGUCAGCCGCGAGCCCACGUAGUGCAGCAUACGUUGUGUGGGAUAAUGGCACAAAAAAUUUGUAUCGUGUUGGUUUUGAAGGAAUGGCUGAUUUAAAAGUUGUAAAUGAUGCCAAAGGACAAACAGUUUAUCGUGAUCAUUUACCAUUACUUGGUGAACAAAGUCCUGGACGAUCUGGUGCAAAUAGUUUACAAAUUAAUGAUAAAGUUAACGUUGAUUUAGAAUUAGAAAUUGUUCAAACAUUGCAACAUGGACAUGGUGGUUGGACUGAUGGAAUGUUCGAGUGCUUAGGUACCACAGGAACUGUGGAAGGAAUUGACGAAGAUCAUGAUAUUGUUGUAUCGUAUCCUAGUGGAAAUCGUUGGACAUUCAAUCCUGUCGUUUUAACUAAAGUUGCUUCUGCUGUGCCGGAAACAGUUACAGAAACACCACAAAAACAAUUUGCUGUCGGGGAUUUGGUGCAAAUUUGUAAUGAUUUAGAGCGAAUUAAAUUACUUCAACGUGGGCAUGGAGAAUGGGCAGAAGCUAUGGCACCGACUUUAGGAAAAAUAGGAAGAGUCCAACAAAUAUAUCAUGAUAACGAUUUAAAAGUUGAAGUAUGUUCAACAUCAUGGACAUACAACCCAUUAGCCGUUACAAAAGUAGCAACUACCGAUGGAACUGUAUCCGGUAAUACCAGUGGUGAACGUUUAAGUGCGUUAUUGAAAAAACUAUUCGAAACACAUGUGUCGGGUGAUGUCAAUGAAGAACUUGUCAAAACAGCGGCAAACGGAGAUGCUCCAAAAUGUGAAGAAAGCUUAAAACAAGCAGCAACUACUGGUGCAGAUGUAAAUGGUGUUUUUGCUGGACAUACAGCCUUGCAAGCAGCCAGUCAAAAUGGACAUUUAGAAGUAAUUAAAGUGUUGUUACGUUAUAAUGCUGAUGUUGAAAUUGAAGAUAAAGAUGGUGAUCGUGCGGUGCACCAUGCGGCAUUCGGCGAUGAACCUCGCGUUAUGGAAUUAUUAGCUCGUGCUGGAGCUGAUUUAAAUGCGCGUAAUAAACGCCGUCAAACUGCUUUACACAUGGCAGUAAAUAAAGGACAUGUAGAUGUUGUGAAAACUUUAUUGGAAUUGGGGUGUCAUCCUAGUUUACAAGAUUCGGAGGGUGACACACCAUUACAUGAUGCUAUAUCCAGGAAGAGGGAUGACAUGUUAUAUCUCCUGUUGAACCAUUCUGCGGAUAUCACACUCACAAACAACAAUGGUUUCAAUGCUUUACAUCAUGCUGCGUUACGCGGAAAUCUCUGUGCUAUGAAAAUUCUACUAUCAAAGCUACAACGUCCAUGGUUGGUUGAUGAGAAAAAGGAUGACGGUUAUACUGCAUUACAUUUAGCCGCAUUAAAUAAUCAUGUUGAAGUUGCUGAACAAUUAGUACGUGUGGGUAAUGCUGACAUGGAUUUACAAAAUAUUAAUUUACAAACAGCGUUACAUCUGGCUGUUGAACGUCAGCAUACACAAAUUGUACAUUUAUUAGUACGAGAAGGUGCUAAUUUAAAUAUCGCUGAUAAAGAUGGUGAUACACCAUUACAUGAAGCAUUACGUCAUCAUACUCUAUCGCAAUUACGUCAAUUACAAGAUGUACAUGAUGUUGGCAAAUUGUUAAUGGGCUUAGGGAGUCAAGGUGCUGACAAAAAAUCCUCAGCAAGUAUUGCAUGCUUUUUGGCUGGUAAUGGAGCUGAUUUAACAAUAAAAAAUAAGAAAGGACAAACGCCAUUAGAUUUAUGCCCGGAUCCAAAUUUAUGUAAGACAUUAAUGAAAUGUCGCAAAGAAUUGGAAUCAAUGGACAUUGAAAUGUCAACACAAGCUGCUGAAGCGGCUGCUAACAUUACAUUGGAAGAAUGUUUAGUGUGUUCAGAUGCAAAACGUGAUACAUUGUUCAAGCCAUGCGAUCAUGUUGCAUGUUGUAAUGCAUGUGCACAUCGUGUUAAAAAAUGUUUGAUAUGUCGUAAUGCUGUUACAUCUCGUGUGAAGAUUGACGAAUGUGUUGUGUGUUCUGACAAGAAAACCUCCGUAUUAUUUAAACCAUGUGGUCAUAUGUGCGCUUGUAGCAGUUGUGCACCAAUAAUGAAAAAGUGUGUGCAAUGCCGUGCGCAAAUUGAUUUAAUGGUACCCCUAACAGUUUGUAGUGGCGGUGUUGGUACCGUAUCUGAAGUAAUACCUGAUCCAGUUGAAGAAACUGCAUCAAAUGUUGCCAAUAUAACAGCAGCAACACCUUCAACUUCAACAUCAUCUACAAACAAUGCACUUUCAAAUGUCGCGUCAGGCACUACUGGAAAUGGUGGAACAACUAAUGCGGCUGCAGUUGGUGCAUCCGGUGGAUAUCAAGGACCAUUAAUGAAUAAUGGUAGCCGUGAUAUAAAUAAUGAUAUACAAAAAUUACAACAACAAUUGCAAGACAUCAAGGAACAGACAAUGUGUCCUGUAUGUUUAGAUCGUCUAAAAAAUAUGAUUUUCUUGUGUGGUCAUGGAACUUGUCAAAUGUGUGGUGAUCGCAUGUUUGAAUGUCCAAUAUGUCGUAAAGCUGUAGAAAAACGAAUUCUUUUGUAUUAAAUAAGAAGAUAUCGAAGCAAUGAUAAAUAUACACCACAAUGUAAUCGAACAAUACCUAUUAGUUGAUAAGUAUAUUAAAUAA